Molecule: messenger RNA, 5012 nt
Organism: Antechinus flavipes (yellow-footed antechinus)
Lineage: Eukaryota; Metazoa; Chordata; Mammalia; Dasyuromorphia; Dasyuridae
Gene: ADCK1
Product: aarF domain containing kinase 1
Exons: 15
Coding region: 965-2536 (523 amino acids)
Biological process (GO): lipid homeostasis; protein phosphorylation; mitochondrion organization
Cellular component (GO): mitochondrial inner membrane
Molecular function (GO): ATP binding; protein kinase activity
Source: RefSeq, a predicted model, not a curated record
UCCACCAAGUAGUAUCAUGUAGUUUCAAAACUUCUAGAAGGGACUGGGAACAGGCUAUUCUUUGUUUAGGCCAGCAUCCCACGUAUGGCCAAGGGACAGCAGGUGCAGAAGAAUUUGACUAACUAAACAGUUACCUGGAUUUCUGGCUGCCUUUUUUCCCCUUUCAGUUAUAUUUCAAGAAAUCAAAAAUGAAAGCUGCAAAGGACAAAAAGUGAAUUGUUCCAGUGCCAUGGAGACAUAAGAGCUAUGGAAGAAAGAAAGAAUUGGAAAAUAAAUUGACAAGUUGGCAUAAGAGAUAACUCCUUUUCCAGAAUUGUUACUAUGGAAACUUGGUGAGAUGGAAAUAACUACUUGUGGGAUGGCUCCCCAAGUUGCUGUAGCCUUGACCCUGAAGGGGCUAACAGAGAGGAGCGGCGCCCAUGGGGAGUCCAGAUUGGCAGCAUUGGUUUUAGCCAGGACAUACGAGGCUUGUGGGAACCUUGAAGCCCUUCUCCCUGGGAGCUUAGGGCUACCGUUCAAGUUUUAAAACCCUAGUUGAACUACAACUCCCAGAAGGUUCUGCCGCGCCGCGUAUGCGCAGUGGAGAGAGUUGGCUGGAGAGGAGGAUCUCCCGAUUCCCCGGCGUAGAAAACGAAAGGUCGGUAGGGGGAAGCCGAUUGGCUCUGAUUAGCUGUAUGACUUUACUCAAAUCAUUUAAGGGCUCCAGGUCUAUUUCUUGGAUUUUAAAAAUAGGGGAGUUGACUGGAUGAAUUGUUUCUAGUAUCUUAUCUAGAUCUUUAACCUUUGCCAGAGGUGAAAUCUGUGCCUCAAGAAUUAGUCAACCAACAGAUAUUUACUGAACAGGCUGUGUACCUAGUCUGAAGAAGAAUACAGAACAUGGCAAGGACAGCUGGAGAAAGAAAACUAAGACGCAGAAGUCAAUUAAGGGCCAAAUUGCUCUAAAGGAGAGGGGUGGAUAGACAAUAUGGCCAGGAGGGCACUGAAAAUUGUUUCUUGGACCAGCAUGGCCCUGGCUUCCUCUGGCUUCUACUUCUACAGUAACAAGUAUCUGGACCCCAAUGAUUUUGGAGCAGUCAGGAUAGGCAGAGCUGUAGCCACAACGGCUGUCAUCAGUUACGACUACCUUACUUCCCUCCGGAGUGUUCCUUAUGGCUCAGAGGAGUAUGUACAGCUCAAAUCCAAGGUCCACCGUCGCUCAGCUGAGCGCCUUCGAGAGCUCUGCUGUGCCAACAGAGGCACCUUCAUCAAGGUGGGCCAGCACCUCGGGGCCCUGGACUAUCUGCUGCCUGAGGAAUAUACAAGUACCUUGAAGGUCCUGCACAGCCAUGCCCCGCAAAGCAGCAUGCAGGAGAUCCAGCAGGUGAUUCGGGAGGACCUGGGCAAAGAGAUCCAGGACCUAUUUCAGAGUUUUGAGGAUACCCCACUCGGGGCUGCCUCCCUUGCCCAGGUCCACAAGGCUGUGCUGUAUGAUGGGAGAACUGUGGCAGUGAAGGUCCAGCACCCAAAGGUACAAGCCCAGAGCUCCAAGGACAUUUUGCUCAUGGAGGUGCUUGUUGGGGCCGUGAAGCAGCUAUUUCCUGAAUUUGAGUUCAUGUGGCUGGUGGAUGAGGCAAAGAAGAACUUGCCUCUGGAAUUAGACUUCCUCAAUGAAGGGAGGAAUGCAGAGAAAGUGGCCAAAAUGCUUAAACGCUUUGAAUUCUUAAAGGUCCCUCGUAUUUACUGGGAGCUGUCAACUCGACGAGUCCUCCUGAUGGAAUUUGUAGAAGGUGGACAGGUCAAUGAUAAGGUUUACAUGGAGAAGAACCAGAUAGAUGUCAAUGAGAUCUCCCGACAACUGGGAAAGAUGUACAGCGAGAUGAUCUUUGUCAACGGUUUUGUGCAUUGUGACCCACACCCAGGCAACGUGCUGGUGAGGAAGUGUCCAGGAACUGGGAAGGUGGAGAUUAUUUUGUUGGAUCAUGGAUUGUACCAGAUCCUGACGGAUGAGUUCCGCCUGGACUACUGUCACCUCUGGCAGGCCCUGAUCAAGGCAGAUAUGAAGCAUGUGAAGAAAUACAGCCAGCAGCUUGGGGCAGGGGAUCUCUAUCCCCUGUUUGCCUGUAUGCUGACGGCCCGGUCCUGGGACUCUGUCAACAAAGGCAUUGGACAGGCGCCAGUCAAUGCCAAUGAGGAUGUAGAGAUUCGAAACAAUGCUGCUACCUACCUCCCAGAAAUCAGUCAGCUCCUUAAUCAGGUACCCCGGCAAAUGUUGCUCAUCCUUAAGACUAAUGACCUGCUCCGGAGCAUCGAGACAUCCCUGUCUACUCGGGCCAGUGCCAGCUCCUUCCUCAACAUGUCUCGUUGCUGUACCCGAGCCCUGGCUGCGCACAAGAGGGAGCAGACUUGCUCAUUACUCAAAAGGACCCAGAUAUCUCUUGGGGAAUCUCUCAGCCUGUGGCAGAUCAAUCUGCACGAACUCUUCUUGCGCAUGCGGGGGUCCUGGCUGGGACACUGGGUCUUUGCCCUGCUCUACUGGCUGUCUCCUACUCCACAAUGAGCAGCAGACAACAUCCUCCAUCUUGCCCUACAGUGACACGGGGUUGAGUGGGUCAGGAGGGGGAUUCUACUCUGGCUCUGCUUUCCAAUGAUGUGGUGGAGGGACUCCCAGGAUCAUUAUCUUCUCUGUGGUUGUACUCCAUGAUAUGUUCACCCACCCUUUUCUCAAUCUUGUCACCUUGUCACAGUGAUUACAGAGUCUACCAGCUCUCUCCUAAAAUGGUGGAACACCUCUCCCAACCCUUUCAUCUUGACUCUUGGAGCAAGGAAAGGAAAACUUGGGCAGGGAAAAAACACCAGCAAUUUAUUUCCCCCUCCUCAAAAGCAGGGUACUGUUGGAUUUAAUGUCACAACUCCCCACAGUCCACCUCCUUUCUCCAAAAAUGGAACCUCAGGGGUAGAACUCCACCAGCCUUUUACAUGGCCAGCUAUAGAACUCCUCCCCUAGAGUCCGCCCUGCUGGAUGGAUGUUCCCAUUACUGAGGCACAACUUGACUCCAGAAGGGAAUCGGGAUGGACGAGCCAGAAGAAACCACUCCUUUCCCUGGGAUGUCCCUUUGUCCCAGAAUGGUGAUGGAAAGAAAGCGGGCAUUCCUCUCCUCCCGACAUUUCUGUACCAGCAAGUGUAGGAAAUUAGGACAAGGGAAUCUGUGAAUUAAACACACUCCAUUUGUGCUAUAAGCCUGUCCAGGUAACCUCUGCUGUUUCCUAUCAAGUAAAUGCUUCAAUAAAAACUCCAGUGUUAUACAAACCAACUUCCUGAUGUAUCUACUUUUGGGGCCCUCCCCAAGAAGGAACCGUGGUGGUGUUUCGUUUUUUCAGUUGUGUCCGAUUCUGGUAACCUCAUUUUGGGGUUUUCUUGGCAGAGAUACUGGAGUUGUUUGCCAUGUUUUUCUCCAAUACGCUUUUACAGAGGAGAAAACUGCAGCAGACUGUGUCCGGUGACUUGUCCAGGGUCACACAGCUAGUGAGUAUCUGAGGCCCGAUUUGCACUCAGGAAGAUGAGUUUUCCUGAUUCCAAGCCCAAGGUGCUAUCCACUGUGCCAUCCAGUUACUCAUUAAUUAGAUACCAUGGUAAGAAUUGCCGUAGCUGUGAAAUGAGCAAAAUCUGAAGAACAUUGGACAAGCAACAAGAUUAUGUUGUGACCAACUGUGGUGGACUUGGCUCUUCUCAACAAAGUGGUGAUGCAAGGCAGUUCCAAUAGACUGGGGAUGGAAAAUGCCAUCUAUAUCCAGAGAGAGAACUAUAGUGACUGAAUGUGGAUCAAAGUAUAGUAUUUUCACCGUUUUUGUUGCUGUUGUUAUUGUUUGCUUGUUUAUUUCUUUUUCUUUUUUUCCCCCUUUUGAUCAGAUUUUUCUUGGGCAGCAUGAUGAAUAUGGAAAUAUGUUUAGGAGAAUUGCACAUGUUUAACUUAUAUUUGAUUGCUUGUUGUCUAGGGGAAGGAGGAGGGAAAUGGGAGGGAGAAAAUUUGGAACACAAGAUUUUGCAAAGGUGAAUGUUGAAAAUGAUCUUUGCAUGUGUUUGGAAAAAUAAAAUAUUACUAAAAUAAUUUUUUUUAUUUUAAAUUGCCUUAGCUGCACAAACCAGAGCCUUUCCUAGUCUGACAGAUGUAUCAUAGCAUUACAGCCCUAGACCUAGAAGUGAUAUUAAAGGUCAGCAAAUACAACUCCCUCCUUUUACUUAUGAGGAAACUAAGCUUCAGGUAGGUUAACUAACUUAUUCCUAGUACAGUCCCUGUCACUUAGUAGGCAUUUAAUAAAUGCUUGUCAAUUAGCUAAAUAUUUGCUCAAGGCUAUCCCGUUAAUAAGUGUGUAGGAUGGGAUUUGAACCCAGGUUUUCCUGACUUCAAAUCCAGUGCUGCUUUCUAUAUCAUACUGCCUAUAAGUCUUGGGCCUAGUCUUAAUUGAUAAAAUUUGUGUUAAGAAUGAAUUCAGUUGAAUGAGGGUCUUCUGACUCUUUAUCUGCUGUUCUUUUUUUAGCACCACAUUAGAGUCAAGAGUAAAGCAGAGAUAAAACAUACAUACGUGUGUGUAUAAGAACUUAAUUCAAGAGAUAACUCAAAAGAUAAAAUGGGGAAUCCCAGAAAUCAGGCCUAUGGCCUUGACACAAAAUACAGGUUAACAGUGAAAGAUCUUUGAAUGAAAAGCAAUCCUAAUAGGUGACACAGUGAAUAGAGUGCUGGCCCUGAAAUCAAAAAAACCUGAGUUCAUGUGAAAAAUAGGAUCAUGAAUGGAUUGUUGGUGAAGUUGUGAACUGAUCCAACCAUUCUGGAGAACAAUAUGCUGUAACAUAUCAGAUUUUUGUAUCAGAUAUGUAACAUAUGGAGAACAAAGGGCUGUAAAACUAUGCAGAAGCCUUUGACCCAGCAAUAUCACUAUUAGAUCUGUAUCCCAAAGAAAUUGAAGAAAAAGGAAAAGGACUUCUAUGUACAAAAUAGUAAUAGUAGCUGUUGGCAAAAAAAAAAAAAAAAAAGAAA